This is a messenger RNA of Anthostomella pinea, 2142 nucleotides long. The record is from the annotation of a GenBank genome assembly. Lineage: Eukaryota; Fungi; Ascomycota; Sordariomycetes; Xylariales; Xylariaceae.
AUGGUCACUUCAACCGCUGAAGGGCCUCUGCGCACCCUGCCCGUACCCAUACCCAUAGCCGACAUUUACCAUGGGCCGUCGACCUCGAGUGCUAGCUCCUACUCGCACGACACUGGCAUGGAAGCCAGUGACCAACACCACCAACACGAACACCCCAGACCAACAACCGCAAACCCAUUCCGGCGAGACCGCAGCGCGAGCACCUCUCUACCAUGGAAGCGCCGACCGAAAUCCCUCGUCCUGGGCGACGGCGACAUUCUUGACGGCCUGGGCGAGCUGGCCAUCGAAGAGAGCCACGAUGUAAACAAUCAUGAGCCUAGGCCGUCCACAUCGUUCAAGGGCAAGUUCCGCCGCGCCUCCGUGAGUUUGAUGAAAGGCAUCGUGGGCCGUGAUCGCCGUAGCUCAGAGCCCGCCGUCGACUACCACGAAUACCGACCGACCACUGCCCAUUCGGCAUGGAACAGAUUGCGACAGGCUACCAGUUUCCGACACUCGAGAAGCUCGUACGGAGACCGCAGCGGCCUGGAAACCAUCUACUCCCCCCACGAGUCCGAGUUUCCCGAUCUUCCUGUGCCCGGCCACGGUCUGGCACCUCCCAUCAUCCCCCACCACACGGGCGGUGCCGCCAAAGCUGCCGCCGCCAUGCAGAACGAAUAUUUCGCCUUUGCGCGGCAGCAGCAGGAGUGGCUAUCGACCGACGAGUUGAAUGAUCGUGAGAGCGGUAUCGGUAUCGCCCUCACGGCCACCGAGUCUCAAAGCGGCUUUCAGGAGGAGCAAGACCCUUCCAUCGUCAGAACAGAUUUCAUAGCCCACCUACCUUCGGAGCUUUCUGUGCAGAUUCUCGCACAUCUGGAUGCCGCCCAGCUCAGGGCGGCAGGCCAGGUAUCUCGGCUAUGGUAUCAGGUUGUACAGGACCAGCACAUCUGGCGUCGAUCUUUCCUGAGGGAGAAGACCAGCACGUAUGCCACGAGCCUCCCUGUCCAGCCGGGCACGGGGUGCGGUGUACCCACAAUCCGACCUGGUAUGGACUGGCAGAAGAUAUAUCAAGCACGUGACGAGCUCGACAGGCGCUGGCAGAUUGGGCCGCAAGCGCGUGCAACCUACUUGAACGGUCAUCUCGACAGCAUUUACUGCUUGCAGUUUGAUGAAAACAAGAUCAUCACUGGCUCUCGAGAUAAGACUAUUCGAAUUUGGGACAUGCGUACCUUGCAGUGCCGCCUUGUCAUUGGGCCCCCCGAAGUCGUCAACGAGACCUCGAUCCUGUUCGACCCGAAUGGCAAGCCCAUACACUAUGCGUCGUCCACCACCAACGAGCGGACCAAUCCAUCCGUGCCCGUCACUGUCUCCUUCCCGACUCACCACAAGGCCUCCAUCCUGUGUCUCCAGUAUGAUGACGACAUACUCGUGACCGGCUCUUCGGACUCAACCUGCAUUGUGUAUAAUGUACGCUCAGGGUACAGGCCCGUUCGACGCCUUCAGCACCACACGGCAGCUGUCCUGGAUUUGGCGUUCGAUGGCAAGCACAUCGUGACGUGCUCCAAAGAUGUCACUAUCUGCGUCUGGGAUCGCGAAACAGGCGCUCUUCUGAAGCAGCUGCGAGGCCACAGUGGGCCCGUCAACGCGGUGCAGCUGCGUGGAAACACCAUCGUCUCUUGCUCUGGUGACUUCCGAGUGAAGCUCUGGAACAUCGACAGCGGCAAGACAAUUCGCGAAUUCGCAGGUCAUACUAAGGGUCUCGCCUGCAGCCAAUUCUCCGAAGAUGGUCGAUAUAUCGCAUCUGCCGGUAGCGACAAGAUGAUUCGCAUCUGGGACGCCAACACGGGCGAGUGCAUUCGCGAGAUUCAGGCUCACGACAUGCUCGUGCGCAGCUUACAUAUCGAUAGCGUCAGUGGACGCCUUAUCAGCGGCAGCUACGACACUGACAUCAAGGUCUUCGACAUGGAGACGGGAGAGCAGCGACUAGACUUCCCUCGAUGGCACGCUAGCUGGGUCCUCAGUGCCAAGAGCGAUUAUAGACGCAUCAUCAGCACCGGGCAAGAUCCCAAGAUCCUCAUCUUGGAUUUCGGCGCCGACGUCAACAACAUUGGAAUGCUUGAGAGCGCUCGAAAGUACGAGGUAGCUUGCGAGGCAGGCUUCAUAUAA